AUGGACGAGGACCAAACAAAGUGCUUAGAAGACGCUAUUUCAGUAGUCAAAGACGAGUCAUAUCAUAUGCAGAGGGCGCUUGAUUCCAAUAAUCUUAACGAAGCUUUAAAGCAUGCUUCUAAUAUGAUUGGCGAACUCCGCACUUCACUAUUGUCUCCUCGAUCUUAUUUUGAGCUCUACAUGCAAGUUUUCGAUCAGUUAAGCAGGAUAGAGGCAUACUUCCGAGAAGAGUCCAGAAGGGGGACAAGGAUUGUGGAGCUUUAUGAGAAAGUCCAGCAUACCAUCAGCAUUCUCCCUAGACUUUACUUGCUAAUCACGGUAGGAUCAGUUUAUAUACAGACCAAAGAACUUCCAGCAAAAGAUGUGCUGAAAGACUUGAUAGAAAUGGUUAAAGGAGUCCAGCAUCCUCUCAGAGGGUUAUUUUUAAGAUAUUACCUCAACAAGGUCUGCAAGGACAAACUCCCUGACAAAGGCUCAGACUUUAGCGAUGGAGAUGUUACAGACUCAAUUGACUUUUUGAUACAGAAUUUGUCUGAGAUGAACCGUCUUUGGAUCAGAAUGCAGCACACAGGGUCUGUGAAAGAUAAGAAUAAAAGGGAAAAAGAAAGAAAUGACUUAAGAGUUACUGUAGGAGAAAAUAUCAACAGAUUAUCAAGUUUACAAGGAGUUAAUAUUGACCUUUACCAAGAAUUAGUGAUGCCUAAAAUAAUGGAAAUUGUGGUAUCAAAUAAAGACGCGAUUUCUCAGCAAUAUUUAAUGGACUGUGUUAUUCAAGCGUUUUCUGAUGAUUACCAUUUACAGACACUUCAGCUGCUCCUUGAAACUUGUAGCAAUUUACAGCCAACAGUUGACAUUCAGUCAAUUGUGAUAACCCUUUUGAAUAGGCUUUCAGACUAUGCUGGAGAAGCUGAGCUUGAUGUUUUGCAGAAUAUUGAUGUUUUUGGACUAGUAAAAGCUUAUAUUGAUAAAGUGAUAUCCGAACAAGAAAGCUCCCUGGAUACUAAAAAACUGCUAUUGUUAGAAGUCGCUUUUAUGAAGCUUUCACUGAAAUGCUACCCAUUAGAUACAAAUAACGUUAACACCAUAUUGGAAUCUUGUGUUUCCCUAAUGGACAAAAGUACUCCAGAAAACCGGUCACAUCCAGAAUCGCUUAAAUCGAUCGUGAAGCUCUUGUCAUUCCCAUUGGAAACUUUAUCCUUCGCAAUUUUGACUAUGAAUAAUUAUCCAAAAUUGAUGACUUACCUACCUUUUUCUUCAAGAAAGCAAGUAGCAUUCAAAAUCGUCCAAUCAGUUGUAGUAAGCAAGAAAUUCCUUGACACACUGGAGACAACUACACAGUUACUUGAAUUUGUCUCGCCGUUACUUUAUGAUACAAGUGACUCAGAAGAAGGAUUUGAUGCUUAUGAGUUCGAAGAUGAACAAAAUAACAUGGCAAAACUGGCACAUCUAGUAAAAUCAACUGACCUAGAUACUCAAUAUAAAAUUUUAAGCCUUCUUAAGCAAAGGUUUUCACAAGGUGGGGAUAAAAGAAUCAAAUAUACUUUCCCAGCCUUGAUUUUUGCUUUUAUUAAUUUCGCUAGACUUCUGAAUGCUUCUGAGGAAAGCUGGAAUACUAAACUUGAACAAGUUUUAGAGGUCUUAGCUGAGCUUGUGAGCAAAACUUCAGAAAAUAACCCAGAUCUUGCAUUAAAACUGAAUUUGCAAUGUCUGCAACUCAUAAACCAAUUCCAAAACAAAAAGUUCCAGCACACUGCUUUAGAGUUUGUAGAGCAAGCCUUUUAUGUCUAUAAAGAAGAGCUUGCUGACUCAUACGCAAAACACGCUGCAAUUAACUUAAUUUGUGCAACUUUAGUAACUUUGAACUGUUUUGAUGACGAAACUUCUGAUUCGCUCGUGAAGUUAUGCACCCAACAGUCAUUAAGACAGCUGAAAAAGCAAGACCAAUGUUUAGGACUGUGCUUAUGCACUCAUUUAUUCUAUAAUGAAUUCAGCCAAAACGAAAGAAUAGUAAGUGACUGCUUAGGAAAAGCUGCAAAAAUUGCUGAAAUCUGCAUUACUCAUAAGAAUUCUGUUAAUUUAUAUGUGACAUUGGUCAAUAAGUUCCUUUAUUAUAUGCUGCAAGGUGUUAGCACAUUAGAAGAAGAUACUGUGAACCAGCUUCUCCAAGCUACUAAAGAAGGUAUUGCGACUGCAGAAAAAGAAGGAGACAGCAGAGUUAAUGUUAAAGAGCUAAAAUCGUACUUAAGAGCUACCUUAAACUACAUUAAAGCAAGACAGCAAGAAGGAAAGCUAAGCGGAGUCUCAGUUUAA
Blepharisma stoltei is the source of this 2310-nucleotide messenger RNA. The record is from the annotation of a GenBank genome assembly. NCBI's taxonomy places the organism in Eukaryota, Ciliophora, Heterotrichea, Heterotrichida, Blepharismidae.